Molecule: messenger RNA, 1439 nt
Organism: Neohortaea acidophila
Lineage: Eukaryota; Fungi; Ascomycota; Dothideomycetes; Mycosphaerellales; Teratosphaeriaceae
Product: P-loop containing nucleoside triphosphate hydrolase protein
Exons: 4
Coding region: 57-1259 (400 amino acids)
Cellular component (GO): catalytic step 2 spliceosome; nucleolus
Molecular function (GO): mRNA binding; ATP binding; RNA helicase activity
Source: RefSeq, a predicted model, not a curated record
CCAACACAUCACCUUCUCCUCUCACCCCCCGCAAACUCUCACCUCACUGAGACAACAUGGCAGACGAAGGCAUCGAUCGGAAGAUGGAGGAGCGGAUGGAGUUCUCCACCUCCAAGGAGGUCACGGUGGCCCCGACGUUUGAAAACAUGCAUCUCAAAGAGAACCUUCUGCGCGGUAUCUAUGCGUAUGGCUACGAAUCGCCUUCUGCCGUUCAGUCUCGCGCCAUCGUGCAGAUCUGCAAAGGCAAGGACACUAUCGCACAGGCGCAAUCCGGCACAGGAAAGACGGCAACGUUCAGCAUCAGCAUCCUUCAGAUCAUCGACACGGCCGUGCGAGAGACUCAAGCUCUUGUCUUGAGCCCGACUCGCGAGCUCGCCACGCAGAUUCAGUCGGUUUUGCUGGCCCUCGGUGAUUACAUGAACGUGCAGUGCCACGCAUGCAUAGGCGGCACCAACGUGGGCGAGGACAUCCGCAAACUCGAAUACGGCCAGCAUGUCGUCUCUGGUACCCCGGGCCGCGUUGCCGACAUGAUUCGUCGCCGCAACCUACGCACGCGCAAUAUCAAGAUGCUGGUUCUCGAUGAAGCCGAUGAACUUCUCAAUCGCGGCUUUCGCGAACAGAUCUACGAUGUCUACCGCUACCUUCCUCCAGCCACGCAAGUGGUUGUUGUGAGUGCCACUCUUCCAUACGACGUUUUGGACAUGACCACCAAAUUCAUGACCGACCCCGUGCGCAUCCUCGUUAAGCGCGACGAGCUCACACUCGAGGGACUGAAGCAAUACUUCAUCGCCGUCGAAAAGGAAGACUGGAAGUUCGACACGCUAUGCGAUCUUUACGACACCCUCACCAUCACCCAAGCCGUCAUCUUCUGCAACACUCGUCGCAAAGUCGACUGGCUGACCGACAAGAUGCGUGAUGCCAACUUCACCGUCUCUUCCAUGCACGGCGAGAUGCCGCAAAAGGAACGCGACAGCAUUAUGCAGGAGUUCCGUCAGGGCAACAGCCGUGUCCUGAUUAGCACGGAUGUCUGGGCCCGUGGGAUCGAUGUGCAACAAGUCAGUUUGGUCAUCAAUUACGACUUGCCCUCUAACAGAGAGAACUACAUCCAUCGCAUUGGCCGAUCAGGCAGAUUUGGGCGCAAAGGCGUCGCCAUCAACUUCGUGACCAGCGAAGAUGUGAGAAUCCUGCGGGAUAUUGAGUUGUACUACUCCACUCAGAUCGACGAGAUGCCGAUGAACGUUGCGGACUUGCUCUCCUGAUCCGAAGGCAUGCAGGCUGAUGGAAGUAUGAGCAAAUUGGAAGGCUGCGACUCACUCGCGGCGCAUGCUUCCACAACGAGUUUCAUCAACACGAUGGCGUUCAGAGUGCAGAAUUGAUAAGGCGUCAGGCCACAAGGGAAGGAAAUGGGUCGAUACGAUCAGAAUGAAUCGGAGUUCCUC